UCCAGGCGGCGCUGAUGGAGCCGUGCUCUCAGCUGUUUGAAUCAUCUCAGACAGUUUAUCAAGGCAGUUUAAAAAGAAAAACAAAGAAGUGCAUCUGCAUCACAAUGACAAGCGCUUCAGUCUGAGGAGAAGGCAGGCCACCAGAUGUUUGAGAGGUCUGUCGUCCACCAAAGGCUAUGCUGGGGAGCUCUCUACCUGCUGGCGGCAGGCGUGGCGUUAACAUCUGAAUCCCGCUGGCUGUGCCCACCGUCCUGCCGCUGCAAUGCCGCGCUGCUGGAGGCCAGCUGCUCCAGCGGUCAACUCCCGUCCGUACCCGAUGAUCUCCCGCAAGAGGCGAAGCUACUUAACUUGACCAACAAUACGAUCAAGACUCUGGAGCGUCGGCAGUUCCACACGUCAACACAGCUGCUGGACUUGGAUCUGAGUGACAAUCUGUUGGCAAUCCUCGAAGCUGAAGCCUUUCUCGGCCUGCAGAGCCUGUUGAGGCUGCGUCUUAAUCACAACCGCCUGAAGAUUAUUCCAGUGGGAGCGUUCGCCGGUUUGGCAAACCUGCAGUUGUUGGAUAUAAGCAGCAAUCAGAUCCUAGUUUUUCUAGACUUCACUUUCAGUGACUUGGCGAGCCUCCAGUUUCUUAAAGCAACUGAGAACGACUUAGUUUUUAUCUCUCGUCAGGCUUUUACUGGACUGGGCAGCCUGCAGGAGCUGUACCUGGAUGGCGGGAACCUGACCGCUGUGCCGACAGAGGCCCUCGCACAGCUGAGGGUGCUGAGACGGCUGCAUUGUUACCGACUGGGCCUCAACACGCUGCCGAACUACUCCUACCGCCCCCUGGUGCACCUUAAAGAACUGGUCAUUUCUCAUUGCCUCUGGCUUGAGGCGCUGUCAGGAAACAGCCUCUUUGGUCUAAAUCUCACAUCUCUAAGCAUCACGCACUGCAACCUGAGCGCUGUGCCCUACAUCCCUUUACAUCAUCUCGUAUAUCUCGUAUACCUUGAUCUCUCUUUCAACCCUAUCACCUACAUUCACGGGAACCUUCUGGGAGACCUUCUCCGGCUCCAGGAGCUGCAUCUCAUCGGGGGCUCGUUGCUCCGGAUUGAGCUUGGAGCGUUCGGGGGAUUGGUGCAUUUCAGAUCGCUGAAUGUGUCCGGAAACCUUCUCACCACACUGGAGGGAGGAGCCUUCCAUUCAGUGGACGCCCUGAAAACUCUCGGGCUCGAUAACAAUCCGCUGGCGUGUGACUGCCGUUUGCUCUGGAUGGUGCGAAGGCAGCCGUACGUGGACUUCGGCGGACGCCGGCCGACUUGUGCUACCUCGGUUCAGCUGCAGAGCUGGGACUUCCUGGAGUUCUCCCGGGACGAGCUCCAGACUCUGCUCACCUGUCGACAGCCCCGAAUCCUAAACCGCAAACCUCAAGAAGUGCGGGUGGACCAGGGACACACGGUGGAGUUCCACUGCAGUGCGGACGGUGAUCCCGUGCCUUCCGUCAGCUGGCUCAACCCGCAGCUCAGACUUUUAUCGCCCGAUGGCAGAAUACGAGCUCUCUCCAACGGCACGCUGGAGGUUCGUUACGCUCAGCCUCAAGACAGCGGUACUUACCUGUGCGUGGCGUUGAACGCAGCGGGAAACGACAGCCUGACAGUCAGCCUUCUUGUCCGAGCAUUCACCUCCACAUCAAGGACCCCCUUCCGUCUCAAAGGCUGGCCCGUGCUACCGUCGUCCCCUCCGGACAGGGCCGCCAACGAAAAGCUCCCGUUCGAUGUCAAGACUCUGCUGAUCGCAGCAACCAUUGGCUUCUUCUCAUUUUUCAGCUCUGUGAGCUUGUGUUUUGUUUUCAUGUUGUUUUGGAGUAAGAGCAAAGGCCAAAUUAAACACACAGCCACCAUCGCAUACGUGCCCCGAAGCGCCGUGUCGAAUGGAGGGACCAGCAACAGGCAGGAGACGAGCCGGUUCACCAUGAAACUCAUAUGAGUGAACUGAUAACACUCAUAUUUUCUCUCGAUAUGACUGCACUCAAGGCUUAUUUUCAUUUCACUACAUGGACUGAAAUGAUUGCAUUUUAUUGUUUAUUGCUCUUUCAGAUUAUGUUUUAUAAGGUUUGAAAAUAUUUGCAUGUUCUGUAACAUUAAGUUAAAUCAAGCAGAAGACAAAGAACGAUUAACGUUUGCCCAAAAUGAGAUUGUAAGUAAUGUAAACCGUUGCAAUUGUCGUUAAACACAAAAACUGCACUGUAGGAUGUAAAACAGACAAGUGAUUGUAUUUAAUGCAUGUGAAUGUGGAAAAGUAAGAUUCUUAGUUGAUAAUGUAUUACUUAUAAUUACUUAUUUGCUGUCACGAAUCUUCUAAUUUGCUUUUAUUUGUUUUCUAAAAAGCAAGCCACCUUAUAUUGUAUUAUAUUAACAUGUUAUUUCUUAAUCCGACUUUACUUUUUUGGUGGUAUUUUCAUA
Molecule: messenger RNA, 2444 nt
Organism: Salarias fasciatus (jewelled blenny)
Lineage: Eukaryota; Metazoa; Chordata; Actinopteri; Blenniiformes; Blenniidae
Product: leucine-rich repeat and immunoglobulin-like domain-containing nogo receptor-interacting protein 1
Exons: 2
Coding region: 145-1968 (607 amino acids)
Cellular component (GO): plasma membrane
Molecular function (GO): protein binding
Source: RefSeq, a predicted model, not a curated record